Molecule: messenger RNA, 4923 nt
Organism: Ostertagia ostertagi
Lineage: Eukaryota; Metazoa; Nematoda; Chromadorea; Rhabditida; Trichostrongylidae
Source: the annotation of a GenBank genome assembly
AUGGUUCUUCUGAAAAUGCUAAUGUUACAUCAGCAUAGUUUCUACAGCACACCUAAAGAUAAUCUAGUUCACAUGAAUACAAAAGGAGAGGCAGGUACCAAAAAUGACAUCGGGUGGUGGGGAGUCUACCUCCCCGCGUAUAUUGCUCCAAGUCCAUUUCGCUUUCGCGAUGAUUCUCAAUUGUGUUUCAACAAAAAUCACUUCGGUCGGCCAGACUUCAACGUUCAGCGAUUCAUGAACUUAGCGAGGCGAUCUCAACGGUCGUACGGUCAGCCUUUAGUGCAUCCUGGUCCAGUACGGGUGUAUAAUGUAAGCCAUGCGUUCCCCACGUAUAAUGUCACUGCGCUACCAUUGAGCGAAGGCUUAUUCCAGGUUGAGAUCCGCCACCGUAUAUCAUUUCUAUCUGCUGUUCAACGGCUCUCCAGUUUGAUUAAUAAUGUGCCUGAAUCAAUUGGUGCUCUUUGGUUGGAAAAAGUAUCUUCAUGUCUUGUUGAUGCUAGUUCUUAUAAAGAGCAUCUUGUAGAAGGUAGCAGAGAAAGCAAAAUGCUCAAUAAGUUGUUGACACGAUUGGAAACCGUUCUGUGUGACGAAGGUGUACGAAGCGCCGGUGGAGAUUGUGCCUCUUUACCACACGUUUUGUCACUGCUAUCAUUAGCUGACUGCACACACUCGCUGACUGCCCGUCUUGUGUCGGAUUUGAUUUAUCCAAAGCUCGUCCAGCCUGCAAAGGACCACUAUGAAAUGUUGAAGGAGGUCUUCAAGGGUGUCAAUAAGAUGCGCAGAAAUUGGAGUGAAAUUCUUGGCCCUAAGUACACCGGUCAAGUACAAGCAUUCCUUGAGCAAACUCUUCUCACUUUUCUGCUCACUUUUAUCGACAAGUGUAUGGGUACGGUAGCAGUACCAACUAAUACGACCAUGUUCCAUCGUUGUUUCACAGCGACGCAAGAGUUUGUGGAGAACUGGCCGCCACACCCUCAUUCGAGGGCUAUUUUGAAAUCGAUUCGUGAUAAAUUCAACCUGAUCGUAUACUUCAAAUUGGUCACUCAUAAAGGUGUCCGCCAGGUGGACAAUGAGAUGGCUCCCGAAGCGUUGAAAUUUUCUUCGGAAAAUGAGCUGCUAGAAGGAGGAGUGUUGUGCGAUGUUUCCUCGACGAUAUUGCGAACUGUUGAAACAGUGUGGGGAGAAGAGGUGUUUCUCUAUCCCAUUACCGAUAAGCUGUGGGACUUUACAUUGAGGCUACUUGGGAAACAUUUGUCUUGGGCGAGGACGCUGAUUGAGGCAGCUGCAACAGAGCCAUCCUCUGAGUUGGGUGGCGUUGAAGCGUGGCGCGCGCUUCUGUCUGUUCGGCAUGAUCUCUCCACAGUAGCGUCAAAGGUGUUUGACAUGGCGCUUGAGCAGCUUGAUUUGAAUGUUGAUACAUCGCUAUUCGGCCAAUGUUUGACUCGAUAUAACCUCCUUGUCGAUGCUGAAUGUGCUAAGAUAGAUGAACAUGUGGUCAAGCUGGUUUCUUCUUUGUUGUCCAAGGAGUUCGACUGCGUAUCCGAUGUUCCAAAGCAGUACAGAUGGACAAAAAAGCCAUCACCUUCCACUCACUCAUCAUACGUAAACGCUGCUCAUGCGAAGUUUGAAGAGUUCUCCAAAGAGCUUUCCAAAAGGAGUCAUCCCAAGGCUGAUCAUUUGCUUCGUUCUGUUCUUGUAACCUCUUAUGCAAGGCUCGUUACAAAGGCUGGAGAAGUUCUUGACAGCGUUGACGCCACCGGAUCGAGCUUGUCGCGAUUCAAGCGUAAAACAGGAACCCUUGAUGGAACGUCAGAUGACGACAAAAUCCGAACACAGGAAUUGCUGAAGUCUUUGUUGCUGGAUCACCUCCCGGCUGACUUCAGCGGAGUUCUUGAAGGCGAUACGAUUUUCACUCAGGAAUAUCUGGAUGCACACAAAAACUUGUUAAGGGCAAUACUUUCUGCCACUACUAAGCCCGUUUCCAUAAAUGUGAUACAAGCACGAGUAGGAUUACCCAGUGCUCGAUUCUGGUCUGCUUUUGACGCUCUUGUAACGGAAGGAGAGGUCGGUAUGGCCGCAACCUGGGCAGAUAUACAACGUCUCGUGUCAGAUCUGCAAAGAGUGCAGCUUUCGCAGUCAUCAAAAAAAUUAUCGGAGGCCAAUUGCGUGGAGGUGGUAUCGAAACUAAUCCAAAGGUCUCUGAUCGAUGUGGUGUUUACGAGAGAUGGACAUUCAUACAUCACUCAAAAACAUCUCGCCACUGAGUCGUCUAGCUCAUCGUUUCCAGACUCACUUCGUGAUGAGCUCCGCCAAUAUCUGCUUCGCACCAUGGGUACCGACUUGGCCAAUGCAGCCCUUUCUUGUGCCUCAGGCAACGAGAAGAGAACGAUCGCAUCACUACCUACUGUGCUACGCGACACAAUGAGCAGCUUAUACAGCUCCUUACGGGGUGAUGAUCUCGACGCAUUCCAUUCGGCUGUUUUCGAUCUUUCAUCUCCAGCAGCGCUUUCUAUUUCACUGAAGCAGCCUGAUUCGAAAACUAGAGCCGAAGUACUGGAAAGUUAUGUUGCCGAGCUAAAAGAGCAGGUGACAGCCCAGACUGAACCCGCUGCAGUGCUACUGUCAUGUGUCCUCUACCUGUUGGCCAAACAUGGAAGACCUGUGACUGCAAGCGGACGAUUCGUUGCUCAGUUGGUGCCGCAGUUGGAUGGGGUCGUUGAGCAGGUCGGUAUGGCCGCAACCUGGGCAGAUAUACAACGUCUCGUGUCGGAUCUGCAAAGAGUGCAGCUUUCGCAGUCAUCAAAAAAAUUAUCGGAGGCCAAUUGGCGUGGAGGGGUAUCGAAACUAAUCCAAAGGUCUCUGAUCGAUGUGGUGUUUACGAGAGAUGGACAUUCAUACAUCACUCAAAAACAUCUCGCCACUGAGGUGCGAAAUGAAUGUGUGGCAUUGGGUGGAAGAGCUCCUCUAACCGACAUAGCCACCUCGCUGAAUGUUGACCUCGAACAUGUGGAACGUGUGGCUCAUCAGCUAGCUUCAGAGAAUGCCGAAUUCAAGAUCUCAGGAGGCGAACUGUUUGCCGAGGAAUAUGUCACCAAUUUACAAAAUCAGCUUCGAACUCUUCUAAUUGAACACGGCUACCAAACACUGUCAUCAUUAUGUAAACACUGGAACUUGUCUCAGGAAUUGCUGAAGUCUUUGUUGCUGGAUCACCUCCCGGCUGACUUCAGCGGAGUUCUUGAAGGCGAUACGAUUUUCACUCAGGAAUAUCUGGAUGCACACAAAAACUUGUUAAGGGCAAUACUUUCUGCCACUACUAAGCCCGUUUCCAUAAAUGUGAUACAAGCACGAGUAGGAUUACCCAGUGCUCGAUUCUGGUCUGCUUUUGACGCUCUUGUAACGGAAGGAGAGGUCCCCGGACGGCUGUCGGGCUCCCGAUCCUCACCUAGCUGCACGUAUGUCCCUCAUAUUCAUGACCAUUUAGUCCGAAUAUAUGUACAGAAUACGUUCCGUCAGCAAGAGUUCAUCCAGACUUCUGUAUUGAAGAAGCUUGGCCUCAGCGAUGGUGGAAGUAGUACAAAGAAUGGACAAGUGGAGCAGAUUAUCACUCAAGACAAUAAUGAUGUGAAAAUAGAAACCCUAUCUUCAAUGCUCGUUUCAAGGGCUUUACUUGAACAGUGUUUCUCUGCAGUGAAAGAGGCUGUGCACGAGUCGGACGUUUGUGAUGUUCAGUCUGCGUUGCAGCCUCUGGCUGUACCGUUUGAUGACGCGGAUUUAAUAGCGAUUUCGGAGCAAGUGGCCUCGUCGGAGAGCAAUCUACACAGCGCCGGCACUCACAUUUUCUCGGAUCGAAUAUUAUCCAAGACCAUUGAAAGGCUAGGUGAUCGCAUCGAUGCAUGGGCACAUGAGCUGAUGAGUCGCAUCCAACAAGAGCGGAAAGGUACCCAGCAGCAGAAGAAGGUGGUCGAGGCGGAUGACGACUGGGGAGACUCAAAGAAAGGUGGAGGAAAAAAGAAAGGCGGUCGAGGUGGCGGAGGAGGAAAAGGUGCGAAAUCUGCUGGAGCUGCACGCGACGAGCCAUCUGCCACAGUGAUAGGUGUUCCAUCUGAGUCUGCAGAUGGGUUCCUGCAGACGAGGCCGUUCCGGAGAAUCAUGGAGGAUGUAGUGGAACGAAUUGGUCCUCAGGUAGAUGACAAAAUCCGCGCACGCCUCACAGAAAUAGCAGCAACUCAACAAAAUGCAGCUGCUCAGUCACACAAGAAGAAGCUUGGCACAGCUCCAGCAAAGAGCGCAAGGGACUGUACUCUUCCAUAUGCAUGUUUGAGUCAUCUAGCUCAUCGUUCCAGGACUCGCUUCGUGAUGAGCUCCGCCAAUAUCUGCUUCCGCACCAUGGGUACUGAUUUGGCCAAUGCAGCCCUUUCUUGUGCCUCAGGGCUGGAAAAUGCUGGUCAGUUGAAAGAAAAGCAACGAGAAGAGACGAUCGCAUCACUACCUACUGUGCUACGCGACACAAUGAGCAGCUUAUACAGCUCCUUACGGGGUGAUGAUCUCGACGCAUUCCAUUCGGCUGUUUUCGAUCUUUCAUCUCCAGCAGCGCUUUCUAUUUCACUGAAGCAGCCUGAUUCGAAAACUAGGUAUUUGACAAGCCGAAGUACUGGAAAGUUAUGUUACCGAGCUAAAAGAGCAGUGCUACUGUCAUGUGUCCUCUACCUGUUGGCCAAACAUGGAAGACCUGUGACUGCAAGCGGACGAUUCGUUGCUCAGUUGGUGCCGCAGUUGGAUGGGGUCGUUGAGCAGACUCUAUUCGCUCUGCUUGGGUCGGUCCAGCGGUUGGUUGUGCAAUGUUUGAAGAACAAGGCUGAUGAGGUGGCAACGGAUAUGCUGUCGUCGGAAAUCGGAACGUUGAAGCAGAUGGUGUUGGCCUGA